Solea senegalensis (Senegalese sole) is the source of this 1641-nucleotide messenger RNA. RefSeq names its product cyclin D3 (gene ccnd3). NCBI's taxonomy places the organism in Eukaryota, Metazoa, Chordata, Actinopteri, Pleuronectiformes, Soleidae. Gene Ontology annotation, molecular function: cyclin-dependent protein serine/threonine kinase regulator activity. Gene Ontology annotation, cellular component: nucleus; cytoplasm; cyclin-dependent protein kinase holoenzyme complex. Gene Ontology annotation, biological process: mitotic cell cycle phase transition; regulation of cyclin-dependent protein serine/threonine kinase activity; positive regulation of G1/S transition of mitotic cell cycle. The record is from RefSeq and is a predicted model, not a curated record. Bases 1 to 927 code for a protein of 308 amino acids. The transcript is spliced from 5 exons.
AUGGACUUUUGUGACGACAAAGUGGAACCGCGAAAGAGAGACGCCGGUGAAAGUGGCCGCGCUGCCGUGUGUCCCCGGGCGGGCAGAGACCCAGCUUUGACCGGCGACACCCGAGUGUUACACAGCCUGACGGAGCAGGAGAAGCUGAGCUCGUUGCCUUCACUCUGUGACCGAGUCCGCACUGACAUCAGGCCGUACAUGAGGAGGAUACUGGCCGUGUGGAUGUUCCAGGUGUGUGAGGAGCAGAAGUGCGAGGAGGAGGUGCUCCCUCUAGCGGUGCAGUACCUGGACACUUACCUGAGUCGGUUUGGCAUCCAGAAGUCCAACCUGCAGCUUUUAGGCACCGUGUGUAUGUUUCUGGCCUCCAAGAUGAGAGAGACGGUCCCCCUGACUGCUAGCACGCUUUGUAUCUACACUGACAACUCGGUGUCAGUCUCAGACAUCCUGGAGUGGGAGGUGGUGGUGGUGUCCAGGUUGAACUGGUGUCUGGCGUCGGUGGUUCCCUCUGACUUCCUGGAACCAAUUCUUCACGCCCUCCCCUUUGUUCGGCCCGUCCACUUUCGAAACAUGCGCGGGCACGUUCACUCCUACAUCGCUCUGGCCGCCACCGACGACACGUUCUCCACGUUCCUGCCCUCCACUCGUGCCUGUGCCUGUGUGAGCCUCGCCACGCAGGGGGUGAAGUUACUGGAUGUCGCCGCCUCCGCCGAGUCUGUGAUGAAGUUUUUGGCCGACCUCCUGGCCAUUGAUCUGAGCUCAGUGCGUCUCUGCUAUGACCAGCUGAGGAGUGUGCUGGAGGUCAACCUACCCUCCCGUUGUCAGGAUAGCGUCAGCUCAGAAACUGGCGACCCCGCUGCUGACACUCAGGAUGUCGUAGUGACACCAGUGACUUCACUGUGUGUGGAAACACUCCUCAGUCAAGAGUAGACUGAGUAAACAGAGCGAGAGAGAGAAGAUGACAAGCAGAAUGUGUUUGGAGCCGUUUUAAAGCGCCUUCCUGUUGCCAUUGUGUGUUUCAAGUGGUAUUGAAUCCUCAUGUUUGUUUACAUAUUCUAUCGCAUUAUUCCUGUGUUACUGUAAAGGAUUCUGUGUCACCGUGACAUGACAAGGUCAGAAACGACAAAAGCAGCAGCAGCCAGCACUUGAGUUCUUGUUGGUUUUGUUUUUUUUAAUUGAGUUUCGAUUUCCUCAUACCGAUCACAACAGCACGGUCGAUCACAUGGUCAUUUAAUGAUAAACCAGACGACUUUGGCAAAGAAUAUUUCUAUUGCAGUUCCAAAAAAAAAAAUUAACAGAGUCAGAUGCAUAUUAAAUUGUACAAAAAAAGGUGUACAGACCGACUCCGUUUCCCUGUGUCACACAUAAACCAGUUAUCAAUGAUAAGGAGUUCAGUCCCCACAUUCCAGUAUGGAUUCAGGUCUUUCUAGUUUACAUGUGUAAACAAAAAGGUUCCAGUUUAAAGCAUGUGCAACUUUUUUUUUUUAUCCGACCUUAAUACUUGAAAACAUGACAGCUGAUAAAUAAAAUAAAAAUGCAUGAUGAUCAAGUAGCCUGAUUAAACACUGACAUUUCAUCAGAAAACAAAACAGCCUACUGAUGUAACCAUAUCUGACCACCGGGGGGGAUUUCAUUAAACAUGAA